AUGGUGGCCCUGGUGCUGGCGCGGGUGUCCGACAGCUGCGGGGUGGCCAUCGUGACUCAGCGCUGGGGGGCACGAACCCCCCACUUGGGUGCAUCCAACCCCAGGCUCUUCGCCAUCUUCGCUUUCGGGGCCUGUGGCUCCUUCAGCGGCGAGACCGGGGCGACGGUGAAAUGCGACAGCGAAAGCAAAGAGAUGAGCGCCGUUUUCAUCCAGUUCGGGUACCCCUUCAGGUUAUACCAGAUCCCCUUCGAGAUGCCGGAGUGCGGGGAGGAGGCCGAACCCCGCACCCUGCACCUCAUCGGUGACUUCUCCGCUCCUGCCGAAUUUUUCGUGACCCUGGGGGUCUUCACCUUCUUCUACACCAUGGCUGCCCUGGUGCUCUACCUCCGCUUCCAUUCCCUCUACGCUGAAAACAAGAAGCUCCCCAUCACG
Messenger RNA from Mesitornis unicolor (brown roatelo), 432 nucleotides. Its product is annotated as synaptophysin-like protein 2. The transcript is spliced from 3 exons. The record is from RefSeq and is a predicted model, not a curated record. Gene Ontology annotation, cellular component: synaptic vesicle; synaptic vesicle membrane. The annotation marks the transcript as partial. Lineage: Eukaryota; Metazoa; Chordata; Aves; Mesitornithiformes; Mesitornithidae.